AAGCUUUUGUGAAGCCGCACCGGGAAGAGCAGCAGCCCUGCCCGCUGACCCGUGAGCGGGGCUGAACAAAGAUACGGCCCGCGGAGCGCCGCUGUCCCUCCGCUGCCGGUGGGGUGGGCGCACGACCGGCCGUCUGGGGCUGUAAACACCGGCGGCUUUUGCUGCAGGAGCGGCUUCUGGGACCUUAGAGUUGUGGAGGAAGUUGCACGGAGAGGCUCAGCUCAAAGCUUAGCUCUGCUUUUGUGCUGCUGUGGGAUCGCGACCUAGACAUCAGCAAAGUUGCGCAGGGAGCCUGGAAGCAAUUUGCCGAGCCAGUGUGAUAAUCUCCAGUUCUUGUGUUUUAUAGUACAUGGUGUCCUAGUUUCUUUUUUUUUCCCCCUUUGACUACAUUUUGUAAGAUGAAGAACAGAAAGGAAUGUAUUCAAGAUACUGACGAUCAGACGCAUGAAGGCAUGGAAGGUGAAGAAAACGAGGACAGCUGUUCCUGUUCUACUUUACUGUAUGAUGGCAACACGUGCCCCAUCUGUCUGAACUGCCUUCUGGAACAAGAGGUUGGGUUUCCUGAGAGCUGCAGUCAUAUCUUCUGCAUGACUUGUAUUCUUAAAUGGGCUGAGACACAGGCUUCAUGUCCUAUUGAUCGCAGACCAUUUCAAGCAGUGUGCAGGCUGGAUGCAUUGGAUAAGCAGAUAAAGGUUCAGGUUACAAAACAGCUAAAGAGGAAGGAGGAAGAGGAAAACUGUGCCUGCAAUAAGAAAACAUACAGCCAUGUGAGGAUGAGAAGUUUUGUAAGAAGAGCUGUAUUUCCAGACAGAGGGCCAGUAACAAUAAAAUUAAGCAGAAUUGUGAAGAAAAAAUACAGUAAUAUUUUGUAUGACAAACCAAACAAGAAAGCUUUCUCUGUGAAGAUAAACAAGCCCAGAAGACAGACCUGCUGGAAUGAGUGCAUCAGAACUAAUUUCUUCAGCACACUUCUGGCUGGUGGUAGCAGUGGAGAAUCCUUUUUUAGCUGUAGAAAUGACUGUACAGAAUUUACAGAAAUCAAUGCAGGGAUCAGGCAGAAGAGACAAGAACUGGAAUUGUCCUGUUCAUCUGUGAUUGCUAGAGUUGAAAGUGUUCCUUUAAUACCUUAUGGAGCUGAAGCUGAGACCUUUCUCCUCACUUCUUCUGCAGUGGCUGGAAGAGUUCUUCCAACAAAUACCAGGCCUUUGGAAAACUUUGAAUCUUUAGGCAAAGGAUAUGCUGUUGCAUGUACCCAAGAAGGAGAAGAGAAAAAGGAAGCUUCUGGUUCAUCUAGCACUAGAGGAAGUAGGAGGAAAUCAGUUACUACUACUCCUACAAGAAGGUCUGCACGAAACAGCAAAAAUGAGACUCUGAGUCAGUCUCGGAGCUCCCCUCGAUCUAGCAGUUCUGCAUGCAGUGCUUCUGAUAGCAAUAACCCACCUCUGAAUAAAACUCAUUCAGAAGCAGAGAAUGCUCCUCCAAAACGCAAGUCUAAAAGAGCAGUUAAACAACAAACACCUGCAGUUAAAAAGAAACUGAGAAGUUCUGCACGUUCUGAGAAAUCACCCAGCGGCUCAGUGGAAGAUGAUGACAUUGCUGAGCCUGAAGCAGUCCUAACUUUAGAUAAAGACCACCAGUCAGAUAACGAAAGCAAUAAUGCAAGCCUCCCCCAGAAGGAUAAUGUAGAAAUAGAAUCCGCUAAUGGAUUGGAAAGCUGUAGUGAGCAUGCAGAAAUUGAGCAAACUAUGGGAGAAUGUGACAAAGAUGAAAAUACUUCAGGCAAUACAGAUUUAAGUUUUUCUCUCCAAGAAACCCCAAUACUAGCUUUAGGAAGUGAAAGUCAGGAAUUUGAAGUAAAAGAUGUUACUGAAAAAAAUGUAGAUCUUGCCAAUCAGGACAAUUGCGAAAAUACUCUUGAACAAGUGGAAACAGUAGCUAGUCCCAAAGAUGAUGUAUGUGACCAUGCAACUUCUGAAAAAAUAGAUCAGACAUCAUGUAGUCCUCAAAAAAAAUUAAUGGAGAAUAUAGAAACUUUGACUAAAGUAGCUAGUCCAGAAAAUGAAUUGUUGGAACAUCGGGAACCUUUGGGAAAAGAUCAGCCAUUAGAGAGCCCCAGAAGUGAAUUGCCUGUGCAUCCUGAAGACAUGGAAAUAGAUAAUUCUGAGACUGAACUAAAACCAGUAGCAGACUGUGCAAAACCUGUUCAAGAUGAAGAACCAGAUGCAUUAAUACACAGUAUUUCUAUGGACAGUACAUCAGAACAACCAUUAAAAGAGAACACCAUUACAGAAAGUGAAGACGGUGGAGCUUCAGAGUCACCCCCAGUAAAUGCUGAAAAUAAACAUUUUGGUGAAGAUAACAAUGAAAUGAUACCAAUGGACUGUGAUUCAUUUUGCAGUGACCAGAAUGAACCUAAGAUUGAGCAUUUACCACCACCUGAAAGUACAGAGCAAGAAGUUAACUCCUUACAGUGUGAUGUGGGAAACUCUGCAUCAGAUUCCGAUGAAAAAGAUGAAAAUGUUCCUCAAGAAAAAGAGUGCCAGCCAGAGCUCAAAAAAGAGAAAAAGGCUCGAACUAGGAGAUCUAGAUUUCACUCUCCAUCAACAACUUGGUCUCCUUCUGGGAGAGAGAGCAGGAAAUCUCAGUCACCAUCCCCUAAAAGGGAAACAACUGGAGAGAGGAGCUCACGAUCGCCCAAGAAGGUACCUGUGAGAGAGGGAAGGAGAUCCUUAUCUUGCUCUCCAAAGAGAGACACAGUCAGAGAUGAGAAAAAAACACCACCUCGAUCUCCCCAGAGGGAAACUGUCAGGGAAAGCAGGAGAUCAUCUUCUCGAUCAGGAACUAAGGAUUCAUCUCCAAGGCGAAAAUCUAGGUCUCGAAGCAGUGAUAGAGAUAGUCAAAGAAGAGAUCGUGACAGAGAAAGAAGAAAUAGGAGGCGGUCUAGGUCACAAUCGCGCUCUAGAUCAAGAUCACGAUCCAGGACUAGAAAUAAAGGUUCUUCAUUCUCUAGAAGUGAGAGGGAAAGUCAUUCACCUCGAUGGAAAGAGAGAUGGGCAAAUGACAACUGGAGGAGUCCUAGAGGAAGUGACCGAUACAGGAGAAGUGAUCAAGAGAAGCAAAAUGAAAACCUUAAAAAAGAGAAGGACAAUAAUACAGAAAAAAGCAAUGAUGAUCAGUGUUCUUCAGAUAAGCAGAGGAAUGAUUGUCCAGAUUGGGUAAUGGAGAGGAUAAACUCUGUUUCUGAAGUCAGGAACAGAGAAAGAGAGAAACCGCAUUGGGAAGAGGGCAGGCAUGAUAAUGCAGGACAGUCUUGGAAUAAAAACUUUGGUUCAGGUUGGAUUCCGAAUCGAGGGAGAGCUCAGCGUGGCCGAGGUGGCCGUGGCCGAAGCGGUUUUAUGUAUGGAGACCAGAGUGAAAAUCACUGGCAAAACAGAAAACCUCUCUCAGGGAACUCAAAUGGUUCUGGGAAUGAAGCUUCAAGGUUCUCAGAACAGCAGCCAUACAAGCGUAAGAAUGAACAAGAGUAUUCAUUCGAUACACCUGCUGACAGGUCUGGGUGGACAUCUGCAUCCAGCUGGGCUGUGAGGAAGACUUUGCCUGCAGAUGUGCAGAAUUAUUAUUCGAGAAGGGGACGCAAUUCAUCCAGCCCACAGUCUGGAUGGGGAAUGAGACAAGAAGAGGAGACACCUGAACAAGAUCCAAACCUCAAAGACCAAGGCAACCAGCAAAGUGAUGGUUCUCAGUUACCAAUAAAUAUGAUGCAACAACAAAUGAAUGUAAUGCCACAAGUGAAUGCACAGCACCAACCUAUGAAUAUCUUCCCGUACCCAGUGGGUGUCCAUCCUCCUUUGAUGAAUAUGCAACGAAAUCCUUUCAACAUGCACCCUCCAAUGCCCAUGCAUCUCCCUACCGGAGUGCCUCUCAUACAGGUAGCUGCUCCCACAAAUAUUUCUCAGGGAUUACCUCCUCCUCCACCUCCACCCCCACCAUCUCAGCAAGUCAACUACAUUGCAUCACAGCAAGAUGGAAAACAAUUGCAGGGUAUUCCAAAUGCUUCUCAUGUAAGUAACAGCAUGAGUGCUCCAGCUUUGCCUGCUCCAGCAGCAGUCCUGGGAAACGUGGGAACAGUUCAGGGACCAAAUUCGGGUAAUGCAACGUCAUCAGGUCACAUGAAGAGCUCUAAUGCAGCUGUAAAACUGGGAGAAAGCAAGGCAAGUGUAACAGUGGAAGCCAGUGCAGAUAGCUCGAAGAAGGACCAGAAAUUGUUAAUUCAAGAAAAAGCAGCACAAGAGGUCAAGCUCGCGAUUAAACCUUUCUACCAAAACAAAGAUAUCACUAAGGAGGAAUACAAAGAAAUUGUGCGGAAAGCUGUAGAUAAAGUUUGUCAUAGCAAGAGCGGAGAAGUUAAUUCUGCAAAAGUGGCAAAUCUAGUGAAAGCGUAUGUAGACAAAUACAAGCAUUCACGGAAGAAAAAUCCUGAAGAGGCAGUCUCCUGUGAAAGGAAAUAGAAUAUGUUUUCAUUUUUUAGUUUUGUUCUAUCUGCAAAGUGCAAUUUCAAUGUGAACUGUUAACUGAAAAUUGUACAUGACAGUGAUUUGAAUUUGGUUUUGAUAAAAUUAUUUUUCAAGGUAGUAUAUAAUGUUUUGUUCUAAAGAAAUAUAGAUCUGCAGGGCAACUUCUUUAUUCCUUUUUAAAAAGAGAUUUCUAAAAAGAAUAAAGGUGUAAAGAAGAAUCAUUAGGAAUGUACGAUUGUGUGGAUACUUAGAUGUACAGCAUUUUGACUUGAAUAAGAGAGUGCAUUAACUUAGAAACUUCAAGUACGUUGGGUUUGGAACAGGUAUGUACAGUACAUGUGAUCAGCAGAUUAAAGUAAAAAUUUUCUUUUGAUUACUCCCUAAUUAUAGCAGAUAAAAUAAUUAAUUGCCUUGACAAAUAUUUUUAGUGUUAACUGGACAGGCUGAAUGCAAGGGUCACAAUGUGUAUAUUAAAAAAGCACAUAGAGUUGUCUGAACACAACUGUUUAGAUUUCAAAAAGAAGUCAUAAACAGUAAAAUGUGGUGCCCAAAAGCAUGGGUGCUGCACAGCUGUUGUAACACCAAAUAAAAAUUAUGCUGCUUGGUAUUAUUUGUGAUGUUUUUCAAUUUGUUUCAAGAUAGUGGGAUAUCUUGAAUAAUUUUUAUGUGUUGAAAGCCCUCAAUCACCACACACUGAUAACCUCAGUUCAGGUUGUGCCCUUAGGCUAGAAGGAAGUUAGUGUACUAGAUGUUCAGAAACAGAAAAGUUUCUUCUUCAAGUAAAAUCAAGAAAGGUGGAGUUUAUCCAGGUUAGGUCCCCAGUUGACUGGAGUCUGAGCUGCAUAAUCCUUUUCUCCAUUAUUUAGGGAUCGUGGCAUGAAUCACCAGACCUGUGCUGUUGGAGACCAAGUGUCUUCCUUCUUCCCUGAGCACUGGAGAGAGGUUAUUAGAGGUACCACAAGCAUUCUAAAAGCAGCUGUAGGGUCACUGAAUGUGCCUGCAGAAAGCUUACACCUCAGGUAAAACCAGUUUUACUGAGGCAGCAGCAGGGAGGGUUGCUGGAAUACUGAGAUCACUGUGUGCUCCUUAGAGAAACAACAGCUUGAGAUCCUUCUCAAAGGAGCCUUACUCUGAUUUGUCACAGGUCUCGUCACCAACCCUCCAGUCCUGUUGUGCUGUAACAGCCUUUGGUGUUGGCUCAGCCUGGCUUCCGCUCCAGCCCAAAGCUUCCUGGCCCAGAAGCAGGAAUAAAACAUUUUACCAGAAUGUAUCAGUUGAGUUUUCUGAGAUGUUCUCUUUGGAGCCAGUAGUUCCCAAAUUACCUGUUUUAGGCAGAAAACACAGUCCCACCCUCUGAGUAACUUUAGCAGAAGCUUGAGGAUGGCAUAAGGGGUAUCCACCCCUGUUGUACACGUGUGGUGUAAAGAGGUGUAAAAACGUGAUGUUUGUCACAACAGUUGAUUGCUUGGUUUUAACUAAAACUUUCUGCAGGCUUAAUGAAGAAUUUGACUGUCUAUAUUUAUUUUUGUGUGCCUAAAUACAAAUACUAUGUAAAUUAGAAACAGAUAUAAUACAUUUUCUACAGUCAAGUCAGGUUUUAGACUUUUCAAUAUACUCAGUUUUACACAUGAUAGCAAUUUGUAAGAUCUCUUGAACUAUUUUAAGCUAAAUUUGGUUAAUACUUUUUGAAAAAUGUAGCAAAUUGCUAUGUGUAUCUUGGGUUAUCAAGCCAUGUGUACUUUAUUACAUUUUCCUUCUCUGAAUUUUUGGAUUUUAAUCACUUUUUAUAUCUUUUUCUAUUCUAUACAGUUGAGCCUUGCUAUAAAGCUCCUUUCAGGAGUCAGAUCGUGUUCCAAGGGGUAUUUUUCCUCUUUUGGAAGAGAGAUGGAAAUUGGGGAAGGUGGGAAGAAACAAGGGAGGCUUUGAACUGGGAGAAGGGAGGGGUCAUUAGUUUCUUGUUCUGCAGCUCCUGGGUGGAAGAGAAGCUGUCACUGGCUGCCAUGUUGUUGGGGCAGUGACUAUAGUGAUGCUCCACUGUAUUUCAAAACCUAAUGAAGAAUAGCAGAUAGAGUAGCAUGUGCUCAGUGACUUUAUUUUUUACAGUUAAAUACUUCAGAAUUUAUCAGCAAAUAUGCAGUUUGUUACAAUUUCUGUGUUGAGUUAAAGAAAUGCAUUGCCUUAAUCUGUGGACUCUGCUCCUGUUUCUCCCGAGAAGCAGCGCGGUCUCUGGUGGCUGCCUGAGAAGGGGAGUACGGCAACCUCGGAGUCUUGGUUGUGUUCCAGCAGGAUGAAAGGUGUUUUUCUAUUUGUUGAAACACCUUCUACUGAAAAGUCCCUACAUGCAUCAGCACUGAGGGCAGAGGUGGGGAGCUGAGUCCCCUUGCUGCCUCCAGGGUAGUGACGAUUCCUUCAAUCCAAACUGCCUUGUGGGAAGCAGUUACAAAAGUGUACCUUCUGUGAACUUAUGCAAAUCAAAAGGGUUUUCCUUGCACCCCUUCCCCUUUCUCACUGUGCAUGCUGCUUGAAUGUCUCAUCCUAAAGAUAGACCUUACGAGCACAGUGGCUGUCCAAAGUCCACAGUACUUUGUAUGGAGGCUAGAGUGCUGUCUACUGAAAAAAAAUACUCUAAAAAUUAGUUUCGUGUAGUGUUUAACAGUUUCUAAUAAAUUCUUUUCUCUCA
Messenger RNA from Catharus ustulatus (Swainson's thrush), 7194 nucleotides. It is a transcript of the gene SCAF11, whose product is annotated as SR-related CTD associated factor 11. The transcript has 15 exons. Lineage: Eukaryota; Metazoa; Chordata; Aves; Passeriformes; Turdidae. The record is from RefSeq and is a predicted model, not a curated record. Gene Ontology annotation, biological process: spliceosomal complex assembly. Gene Ontology annotation, molecular function: RNA binding. The coding region runs from base 399 to 4508 and encodes 1369 amino acids.